This is a messenger RNA of Polistes canadensis, 2438 nucleotides long. It is a transcript of the gene Pgant35A, whose product is annotated as polypeptide N-acetylgalactosaminyltransferase 35A. The record is from RefSeq and is a predicted model, not a curated record. Gene Ontology annotation, molecular function: Notch binding. NCBI's taxonomy places the organism in Eukaryota, Metazoa, Arthropoda, Insecta, Hymenoptera, Vespidae. The coding region runs from base 331 to 2172 and encodes 613 amino acids. Gene Ontology annotation, cellular component: Golgi apparatus. Gene Ontology annotation, biological process: regulation of Notch signaling pathway. The transcript is spliced from 8 exons.
UUGAUUGUCGAUUGUCGAUAUCUAUCGACAAACUAAAUCGAGUCGCCACGCAUGCGCUGAAAACUUUUCAUGAAGUAUUAAGAAAUAACGAAAAUAAGAGAAUGUUAUUACGCUAUAUGGUGCCCUGUUACAUGUUUUCUUAUAUCCACAUAUCACAUUGAUAUUUUUCUGUUUUCUAUUUUCUAUAUGUAAUGUCCAUUUCCGUGCCAAUACUUGUACAGCUUUUUUAUCACAUAACCUGAAAAUAUGUAUUUCAAUGUAAUCCAUAAAAAGUAACGAUUUGUAUUAAUAUAAAGGGAUAUACAUAUAAGGUGGCAUUCUAUUACAAUUAUGCCGACAACGUACACUGCAUUUCUAACUGGAGUUGUGAUGGCAUCGCUGACAUGGAUACUGAGUUUAUAUCUCUAUUCUUCGCUCUCCCAUAAUGAAGGAAAUAAAAAUAUUGGAUCAUCAUUACCUGCAUUCAAUUUUCUACAAGCCUUAACAAACACCAAAAAUUUUAGUAAAGGCAUAAAUAAUUAUGAAAACAGCGACAAGCUGUUGCAUCAUUUACAAGCAGUUUCACUUAAACCUGCUGUAACAUUAGGCGAUGGAUUAGAUACUUUAGGAAUGGUGAGGAAUUUCGAAGAUCAACGAAAAAGGGAUGAAGGAUACAAAAAUUAUUCCUUUAACAUCUUGGUAUCAGAUAAUAUUGGUUUUUACAGAGACAUACUAGACACAAGAUAUAAAUUGUGUCAAACGCAAAAGUAUGCAAAUAAUUUGCCAAAUGCUAGCAUCGUCAUUUGUUUCUACAAUGAACAUUAUACAACGCUCAUAAGAUCUUUACAAUCUUUGAUCGUAAGAACGCCAAUGUCAUUAUUACAUGAAAUUAUUUUAGUGAACGAUUAUAGCGAGAGUAAUAUGUUACACGAACAAAUAAAACGUUACAUUGAUAAAUUUAAUGGCAAAGUUAAAUUGUUUAAAACUGAAAAAAGGGAAGGAUUGAUUAGAGCAAGAAUGUUUGGUGCGAGAAAGGCAACAGGAAACGUUUUAAUAUUUUUAGACAGUCACAUUGAAGUAAAUAAAGAAUGGAUAGAACCUCUUCUUUCAAGAAUAAAAUAUUCAAGGACUAUCGUGCCUAUGCCAGUUAUAGAUAUUAUAAAUGCAGAUACAUUCCAAUAUACUGGUAGUCCUUUGGUCAGAGGAGGUUUUAAUUGGGGACUGCACUUUAAAUGGGACAAUUUGCCUGUCGGUACAUUAACCAAUCAGGAAGAUUUUGUAAAACCUAUCAAAUCGCCAACAAUGGCAGGGGGACUAUUUGCUAUCGACAGAUCAUAUUUUAUGGAAUUAGGAGAAUAUGAUCCUGGCAUGGACAUUUGGGGUGGUGAAAAUUUAGAAAUCUCCUUCAGAAUAUGGAUGUGCGGUGGAAGUAUUGAACUUAUACCAUGUUCUAGAGUGGGUCAUGUGUUUAGAAGACGCAGGCCAUAUGGUAGUAACCAACAAUACGAUACAAUGUUGAAAAAUUCUCUACGUGUUGCCUAUGUAUGGAUGGAUGAGUACAAAGAUUAUUUUAUAAGAAAUGUCAAGAAAAUAGAUUAUGGUGAUAUUUCUAGCAGAGUUGCUUUACGAAAAAAACUAAACUGCAAGAGUUUCGCUUGGUAUCUCAAAGUUGUUUAUCCCGAAUUAGUGUUACCGGAUGAUAAUGAAAGUCAGCUAAAAGACAAAUGGUCAAAGUUAGAUCAAAAAUUGAUGCAACCUUGGCAUUCGAGGAAAAGAAAUUACAUUGAUCAAUAUCAAAUUAGACUUAGUAAUUCCACAUUGUGUAUUCAAAGCGAAAGAGAUAUCAAAACUAGAGGUUCCAAACUCAUUUUAGCCCCAUGUUUAAGAAUCAAAUCACAAAUGUGGUAUGAAACAGCAAAAAAUGAGUUGAUACUUGGACAAAUGCUGUGUAUGGAAGGAGCAGGAAGGGUACCAAAACUUGGAAAGUGUCAUGAAAUGGGCGGAAACCAAGAAUGGCGACAUAAGAGCUCUAACGGAACACCUAUUUACAAUACGGCAAUUGGUACAUGCUUGGGAACCUUACGCGCAAGUAAAAAGGCCGAAAUUAUCAUGGAUCUGUGUACAAAGUCUGACGUGUCAUCGAUGUCUUGGGAUUUGGUUCGUUCGAAAAUGGGACAGAAAGCAAUCAGAUAACGCAUAAACGGUGCUCAAAACAAAUACAACGUGUGUAAGUUACAAAUUAUAAAGAAAAAGUACCUUUGAUCUAUUUUUUACAGUGCAUCAAAUUGUUUGUGUAUAGCAAAAGAAGCGAUUUCUGUCUAUUAGACAAAUUUUCUUAGCUAUCAUAACCAAUUAAAGAAGAAGAGAAAAAGGAAAAGUGAUAUUUAAAAUAAGAACAAAUUUAUAAGUUUUUUUAGUUUGUUACAAAUAUUUCUGUUUAUAAAAUACUAUAAAAAAUG